Molecule: messenger RNA, 1340 nt
Organism: Lolium rigidum
Lineage: Eukaryota; Viridiplantae; Streptophyta; Magnoliopsida; Poales; Poaceae
Product: serine/threonine-protein kinase PBL27-like
Exons: 3
Coding region: 28-1101 (357 amino acids)
Biological process (GO): protein phosphorylation
Molecular function (GO): protein kinase activity; ATP binding
Source: RefSeq, a predicted model, not a curated record
UAACUAGCUAAGCUCGGAAGCAGAGCAAUGGAAGCCUGUUUCCCCUUCUUGGGUGUGCGAAAAAGGAGAGUACCACCGCCGCCGGUGGAAGGCGAUCCGCACCAUCGCAACAUCGCUGCUGCCGCUCGAACUUUCUCGUUCGAGGAGCUCGUGGAGGCGACCAGGAAUUUCAGGGACGAGUACCUCGUCGCUGGUAGAGAGCCGCGCGUGUACAGAGGACGCCUGAAGAGCGUCAACCAGCUCGUUGCCAUGAAGCUGCAGCAUCUUGUCGAUCGUAAUAAUGUAUCAACGGAGCAACGCAACAGCGAGUUUCUUGCUCGCGUGCUGAUGCUCAACGCGCUGCGUCACCCCAAUCUUGUCAACCUUAUUGGCUUCUGCGCUGACGGCAAUCAUCGGAUUUUGGUUCAUGAGUAUCUGCCACUGGGUUCUCUGGAAGAUCACCUCCACGAUCCAUCUCCAGACAAAGGACGGCUAGACUGGAGCACGAGGAUGAACAUAGCUGCCGAUGUGGCCAGAGGAUUGGAGUAUCUACACGGAAAAGGCGUGGUGUACCGUUACCUGCGAAGUUCAGACGUCCUGCUCGGAGUCGGAGACGGGCACCACUACCCAAAGCUGUCUCAGUAUGAACUGGCAAAGGACGGCCAGCUUCUUGAUGGCAUUCGUGAAGCCCGGGAUUUCCCCUGUACAAUUGCCCCCGAGACCGCCAUGUGCGGGAAGGUAUACAGGUCGUCGGACGUGUAUAGCUUCGGCGUCGUGCUGCUGGAGAUGAUCACAGGGCGCAGGCCCUUCAGCCCGCAGGCCGCCGAGGAAGACCGGGACCUUGUCAAAUGGGUACUUGCUCACAAAAUUGCCGCUUCUUGUCAAUUUGGACAUGACUGUUGUGAUGUUUUGGUGUUGGAUCAGGCUCGGACAUUGUUGGAAGACAGGGUGGAGUUCCGCCGGAUGGCAGACCCGGCGCUGCAGGGCCGGUAUCCGUCCCUGGGUUUGAAGGAGGCACUCACAGUUGCUUCCAUGUGCAUUCACCAAGACCCGGCCAUGAGAUCACCAAUCGGUGCCGUUGUUACGGAUCUUGCUCGCCUCGCCUAUGAUCGAUCAAGCUGAAGAAACGAUCUGAUGUCAUCAUGGUUGCAUCGACCAUGAUUUAAGCUUAUUGCUUGCUUGCUGUGAGUGGCAACAAAAUGCUGUUUGUUGGGGGGAAUAACAAGUACCUGCAUGAUUUAGGCUGUUCGGCACAAUCCCUGUGUAACGUGGAGACUAGAGAGGUUAAUUGGCCGGUAGUAAUGGAUUUAGAAAUUGGGGUUGAUGAGGAUUGGACGGCAUGGGCAAGAAUGAGGAAGUUU